Cuscuta campestris is the source of this 1142-nucleotide messenger RNA. NCBI's taxonomy places the organism in Eukaryota, Viridiplantae, Streptophyta, Magnoliopsida, Solanales, Convolvulaceae. The record is from the annotation of a GenBank genome assembly.
GCAUAAGUGCUUGCUUCGUUCAAUUCUCAUCUGCGAUUAAAUAAUUUAGAGAAAGCCGAAGAAGCCUGUCUCUACCUGCUGGUUGUAUUGGAUCUGGCCAUAUGGACCACUUCUCCAAGUUGCCGCUUGAUUGCAUCUCUGAAAUUAUUUCCCUGACGUCGCCGCCUGACGCCGCCGCGUUCUGUCUCAUCUCCAAACGCUUCAAAUCGGCAUCGGAGUCGAAUGCCCUCUGGAAGAAGUUCUUGCCGCCGGACAUUGAUGACCUCAUCUCGAAAUCGCCAUCCACUACCAUACCCUGGAAGAAGAAGAAGGAUCUUUAUCUUUCCCUAUCUCACUCUCCCAUUCUCCUCGACCGUUGCAAUUUGAGUUUUUUCCUUGAGAGAAGUACAGGCAAGAAAUGCUUUAUGGUUCAAGCGGCAGCACUUAAGUUCAUUGGGAGUGACUCCUACCACCUGCCGGUGACACAAUACAUACUCCGAGAGAAAACAAGGUUUGUUAAGCUAGUCAUGCUAGGUACAAUGUACGGCACGUUUGAUAUUGUCGGGAAAAUCGACAGUCAAAUGAUAUCUGAGGAAACACAUUACUCCUCGUAUUUGGUGUUCAAAGUCACUUCACAGCAUUGCCCGGAGACCUCCACCCUUAGCCAAGUGAGAGGAGUGUGUAGAUAUGCCGACAAGGAGAGCGUAACUGUGGCGAUAAAUAGAGCUUCACGUUGUCUUUUCCACAGAGACGAUAAUUCUCUUUUCUACGGUGUCUGCUUUCCUAAAGUGCGUGUUCCUACUGCUAGAGGGGACGGGUGGUUUGAAGUUGAAAUUGGGACGUUUUUCAGUGGUGGGGGGAACCAUGGCGACGUUGAAUCUCAUGUGUUUGACAUUAGCCUUUCACCGGGAGAGACCCUUAUGGUGGAAGGGAUUGAGUUUCGGCCUGAAAAUAUUUUUGGAGGUAUGAGCGGCUUGGGAAUGCUUUUUUCAGAAGAGAAGUAGAACUAGACAAGGCUGCUGCUGGCUACUAGUGUUAUUAACAAAAAAAAACAGUUUUCUACUGCAUUAUUGUACUCCAUCCGAUUCUUAAAACCCUUGCUAUUUCAUUUUUUUUGUUUCUCUUAAAACAUUUCCCCUUUUUAUUAAAAAACCACUUUUGCU